Hydatigera taeniaeformis is the source of this 549-nucleotide messenger RNA. The record is from the annotation of a GenBank genome assembly. NCBI's taxonomy places the organism in Eukaryota, Metazoa, Platyhelminthes, Cestoda, Cyclophyllidea, Taeniidae.
AUGAUGAAGGAAAACCGCUCCCGAAUGCAUCAACGCUCCUUCUCAGCCCAAACAUGUGAUACCAUCUUCAAACCCUGUGAGUAUAUCUCGAUAUUGACCUCGACAUCUGCCACACCUGUGAAUAAGACACCGAACUAUCAACAACCUGGCCAAGCCUAUCUGACCACCAACACUUAUCCCACUCCAAAUGGAAAUAUUCGAGUAGUUGAGCGUCGAACUCGUCUGAAGCAAGAGGAACGCGAACCUCGGUCCUCCAGUGUACCCGUUUACAAGUUCACACGUGACAAAGCGGAAGGAGAAGAGGUGCGCGAUACCAUAAUACCUAGCAUGGACGAUUCACCUACAAGUGUUUUACGAGGAGUCGCUCCCUGGAUGGCUGCCGAGGAGAGAGCGGCGGUAAUAAAAAAGGAUAGAAGGAAUCGAAUGAAACAAAACGUUCAUACCAUCCGCGAUCACAUGCUAUCUUCGUGGGGACAGGUGAAUUUUGAUGGAAAACCACCUCGUCAUCCAUCGGCCACACACGUCUACCCAUCACCGGAACUAUGGUGA